UUCAUAUCUCUGCCGUUUAGAAAAGAGACCUUUGAUUGUAUUAUAUUUUUUAAGCGGGUGAAGUAAUUUUUCCUACACUAGUGAGGAAAUAACUGCAGUUGCACAUUAGUGUUAAGGAGAAGGACCAUGGGGAGACUUGGGUAUCUUGUCAGUGUAAUAACGGUCGGAUUUAUCAUCAAAGGUGUCGUCACACAAGACAAAAGAACUAAAGCAUCCGUAAAGGUAGAAAGCCGUGGCCGUGACGUGGUCCUGAAGUGCGAGGGAUUUUCAGGCACCCCCUCUGACAUAACCUGGAAGAGAGAUGGAAUUACUGUAGCGAACAACAGCACAGAGUUGAACUUGGGCGCAGAAGCGGACGACCCAAGAGGAGUUUAUAUGUGCAAUGAUGGCAGUGCUGUACAGGUGUAUUUCCGAAUGUGCCAAAACUGCAUCGAGCUGGAUGCAGCCACCAUCUCGGGGAUCGUGGUAGCUGAUGUCAUCGCCACGGUCUUCCUGGCAAUCGCCGUGUACUGCAUCACCGGCCAAGACAGUGGCCGUCGCUUACGAGCUUCUGACCGGCAGAACCUGAUCGCCAAUGAGCAGCUCUACCAGCCCCUUGGUGAGCGGGACAAUGAGCAGUACAGCCGCCUAGGAGUCACCAGGACCCGCAAAUGAGAGCGGAGAGCACCUGGGGUCUAAUCAACUGUGACCCUUGGCCCUUCAUCCUCUCUCUUUUCCACAUGGGAACCAACAAUAUUGGGGAAUCCUGCUGCCUUUGAAGCAGCCCUCAAAGCCUUCACUCUGCAGCUCGGUGGCCAGAAACCAUGGUGAUGGACAUCUCACUAAUGUGUCUAAGAAAUCGAUGAUCUCUGCUCGCACG
Molecule: messenger RNA, 859 nt
Organism: Terrapene triunguis (Three-toed box turtle)
Lineage: Eukaryota; Metazoa; Chordata; Testudines; Emydidae
Product: T-cell surface glycoprotein CD3 delta chain-like
Exons: 6
Coding region: 127-654 (175 amino acids)
Biological process (GO): cell surface receptor signaling pathway; positive thymic T cell selection
Cellular component (GO): membrane; external side of plasma membrane; alpha-beta T cell receptor complex
Molecular function (GO): transmembrane signaling receptor activity
Source: RefSeq, a predicted model, not a curated record